Molecule: messenger RNA, 971 nt
Organism: Patiria miniata (bat star)
Lineage: Eukaryota; Metazoa; Echinodermata; Asteroidea; Valvatida; Asterinidae
Product: perlucin-like protein
Exons: 1
Coding region: 1-666 (221 amino acids)
Source: RefSeq, a predicted model, not a curated record
AUGGCAACAAUAUCUGUUGUUAAUACCUAUAUUUUGCGUCGGAGAAAAGCUUAUAACUUUCUGCCGCGACCAUCACUUUUCAUUCGCAUCAUUCAGAUCCUUGCCAAACCAUCGUCUGAACGAGUCAUCAUGUACUUCUUCAAAGUCUUUGGCUUUGUAACGAUAACUUCGGCGAUCAAUGCUCAAUUUGGGUCUGGUACCUGUCAUUCACGGCUCACUCUCGAAUGCUCUUGCCCACCACAGUGGCAAUGGUGGGGAAAGGACUGUUAUCGCCUCACUCCUGUGAUAGCUCAAGCUUGGGAUCAGGCUAAGUCGGCUUGCCAAAACAUGGGCGGCAAGAUGGCCGCUCCUCGCUCGCACGAGGAAAUGAACUUUAUGACUGAUAUGGCACGAAAGGUGGACAGCAACUUCUUCGCCUGGAUUGCUUGCACUGACAAGGAGGUUGAAGGAACCUGGGAGUGUGACGGUCAGGAAGAUAUUGAACCCUUCCUAGAAUGGGAUGAUGGGCAACCAGAUGAUAAAAAUAAUAAUCAAGAUUGCUGUCAAAUAGCGGCUACAUUUAAUGACAAAAUGGAUGACGAUGACUGUGACAAUAUGAGUCCGCGUUUGGCUUUUUGCAUUCGUCGAGCUGCUUGCACUUACGGCCUAAUCCAGCUCCGUCAAUAAUGCAUCUCUACCAACACCCACGGCCGCGUUCUCAACUCAACCUGCCUCUAGAGUCUUCAAGCACAGCACAGAAUAGGAGCCUAGUCACCGAACGUGUUUUGCGCCUGUGACUCGGCCUGCGUCGAGGUGCCCGGAUGUCACUCCUUCAUCGAGAAAAUUGAAGAACUGAAGAAAGAAUGUGCCAGGUAAACAAUACUGUGCAAGCUCGGGUUACAAGGACAUAUGUCAAAACAAAACCUGGUUAUUUCCGCAUGCAUCGGCAUGUUAUAAAUAAAUGGGACAGCAACGGAGAUGUCUGCAAACCU